Molecule: messenger RNA, 1815 nt
Organism: Branchiostoma floridae (Florida lancelet)
Lineage: Eukaryota; Metazoa; Chordata; Leptocardii; Amphioxiformes; Branchiostomatidae
Product: kelch repeat and BTB domain-containing protein 12-like
Exons: 6
Coding region: 64-1815 (583 amino acids)
Molecular function (GO): protein binding
Source: RefSeq, a predicted model, not a curated record
ACACAUAACGUUACAUGGUACAAAACAAGGCAAGGGGUCAUCGAGCAAGGGGUCAUCAUCAAUAUGGCCGCCGUAGACCAAGAACCCCACGCCAGCGCAGUUCAUCCUCGUUCCUACCAGAACGAGAGCUACCUGAAAGGGUUUCUUGGAACUGUAGGCGACUUACAGAAGGCUGAGGUACUGCAGGAUGUCGUCCUUGAAGUCGAGGGCCGGCGAUUUCCCUGCCAUCGGCUUGUUCUGUCUGCGGCCAGCCCCUACUUCAGGGCCAUGUUUACAAGUGACAUGGCGGAAAGUCGGCAGAAAACGGUUCUUUUACAGGGUUUGGAUGCCAACGCUUUUGGGGAGAUCCUGAGUUACAUCUACUCAGGAACUCUCAAUGUGGACAAAGUGCAGCCCCUGUACCAGGCAGCCGACCUCCUCCAACUGGACUAUGUGAGAGACACCUGCAGCAGCUACAUGGCCAUGAGUGUGCAGCGCUCCACCUGUGUGGACCUGUACAAGUUUGCCGAUGUCUUCUCUGUCGACAGUGUCCUGAAGCGCAGUCUGCAUUUCAUCUGUAUGCACUUUGCUGAGGUUGCUUCAAGGGAGGAUUUCUGCAGCCUGAGUGUGAAUCAGCUGACUGAGAUCAUCAGCCAUGAUGAGCUGGAUGUUAAAGAGGAGACAACAGUGUGGGAGGCUGUGGUGAGAUGGGUGCAGCACAGCAGGGAGGACAGACUGCACCACCUACCCAGCAUCCUCCCUCACAUCCGCUUCAACCUGCUGACCUCAGACGACACGGCAGCCAUCUUGGAUCACCCCCUGGUCAGGGAGGAUCCUGGAAGAUCUGCCAUCAGGAAUGUGGUAAAGGAGGCCUCCAACCAGAAUAAGAGAGCGGGGAUGGAUACUCUGGAGAUGGCCAUGAUUUUCACAGAAUCGACCUAUGAGAUCUUCUACAUGAAUCCCAGGGAAGGCAAGUAUAUCAGCUGCACUUAUUCUGAAGAGCUUCUGAGUACCAGUCCAAUAACUACUGCCAGUGGCAACAGUAUUUAUAUCGUGACUGAAGAACCCAUGGGUGCAGAUACUGAUCAGUUGGCGGUGAUAGAGUACAGCCAUGCAGGCAAGGCAUGGCAGCGUGCUAAUAUGUCCUCAUUUCGUAGGCCUGACAUGUCUCGCAGUUCUGGGAUUGAAGAGUUUCUAGUUGAAGUUGAUAAGGUUUUAUAUUACCUUUUUGUGUCAAGGAAAGAGGUAGGUAUAUCGGUGUUGAUCAGAAAGUACGACCGGUACACUGACCAGUGGCAGGAGUGUUCACAGCUGAAACUCAGGAUCAGCAACUUCCUAGAUGACAUGGCUUACUACACAGCAGUGUCGUGUGGUCCGCACAUCUAUUUCCUCAUGAACACAGAGAUGCAACGCUACGACCCAAUCCAGGACUCUUGGUCCAAGCGGACUCCACCAAAUCUUGAGUACGAAUUCUGCACAAGAGUUUCCUUGGGAACAAAGAUCUUCUGCACAGAUUUUUAUUUCAGCAAGACCAUGGUGUACGACACAGAGUCUGACUGCUGGCAGGAACUGCAAGGCUGGCCAAACCCAGACCCAGGAAACAUUCAAAGUAACAGCUCUCCUACUUUUUUUGUACUGGAGAACCAGCUGCAUGUAUGGUUUAAUGUCUUAAACGCUGCCUUACGACAGUCAGACUAUCUUGUAUAUGUCUAUGACAGGUCUACUGAUACCUGGAGGGACUUGGAGGCCACCGUGCCUCGUGGAGAUUAUUUAACGUCUUAUUCCCAGCUCCCAGUGGCACAUAUGUACCUGCCAUGUCUUACUGCUCUGACUUGA